AUGGGCAAAAGAAAUAAUCCAAGAGGCUUUCUUAUUACUUGGUCUUUACUGCUCCUAGAGACAGCUUUUGGAUUAACUUCAAGAGAAGUUAGCAAGACCCUUUGUAUAGAAAAGGGGAGAGAUGCCCUUCUUGAGUUUAAAAGAGGCCUUAACGACGAUUUUGGUCGUUUAUCUACCUGGGGUGAUAAAAAAGAAUGCUACAAAUGGAAUGGUAUUGAAUGUGACAAAAGAACAGGUCAUGUUAUUGUUCUUGAUCUCCACAGUGAGGUUACUUGUCCAGGCCAUGCUUGUUUUGCUCCAAUAUUGACAGUAAAGGACCUUGUGUGGCUUUCUCAUCUCUCCUCUCUAGAGUUCUUGCGUCUUGGUGGUAACUACUUCCAAGCAAGCAAUUGGUUUCGAGAGAUAACUAAGGUCCCUUUAUUGAAAGAAUUGGACUUGAGUGUUUGUGGACUCUCUAAAUUCGUUCUGUCUCCAGCUGAUCUAGCCAAUUCAUCUUUGAUCUCUCUUUCUAUUCUUCAUUUAUGUUGUAAUGACUUUUCUACUUCAUCUGUAUAUAACUGGUUAUUCAAUUUUAGCACAAGCCUAACUAGCAUAGACCUUUCUCAUAAUCAACUCAUUCGUCAAAUUGAUGAUCGCUUUGGGAGCUUGAUGUAUCUUGAACAUCUUAAUCUUGCUAAUAACUUUGAAGUUAAAGAUGGGGUUCCAAGUUCUUUUGGGAGCUUGAUGUAUCUUGAACAUCUUAAUCUGGACAUGUCUAACACUCAAACAUACCAAUGGCUUCCUGAGUUGUUUCUCAGAUUAACUAUGUCUCACUUCAAUCCUCUGUCCUCUAUCUUGAACCAAAACAAACUGGAAGGUCCUAACUAUGUAGACUGGAAACGAAACCUUGAUAUUGUUCUAACAUAUGAGGAUUUCAAAGAUGUGCUGGUUGAAGAAUGCCUCAUUAAACCAGUAGAUGCUAUUGAUGAGGAGAUUAAGGCCAAUGAGAAAUGA
Messenger RNA from Solanum tuberosum (potato), 993 nucleotides. RefSeq names its product receptor-like protein 12. Bases 1 to 993 code for a protein of 330 amino acids. Lineage: Eukaryota; Viridiplantae; Streptophyta; Magnoliopsida; Solanales; Solanaceae. The transcript has 3 exons. Gene Ontology annotation, molecular function: protein binding. The record is from RefSeq and is a predicted model, not a curated record.